AUGAAGUCAACAGCGCUACUCUGGCUUUAUCUAGGUGCCAGCCAAUACUUUUGUCAGGCCUAUGUACCGCCGGAAAUUCGACAGAAAUGGAAGGAGACUUCGUACACGAUGUCGGACGCUCUGAAGACAAUCGAAACUCUUGCCCCGCAAAGAAAUGAUGCAGAUGUAGAGCUCUAUUAUGCAGCUAGAUUCAUCGACCGUAAUAGCCACCUCUUCUAUGCGAAUCAAGAAGAGCGCGAUUCCCUUUGGGAAAUGGCAAAUGGAUCUUGGGAAUUGUUGAUGGGAUACGAGCAGCCGAAGGUCGAUGAUUUCUUUCUACCCUACCCACCGUUUGCAGAUUACGCAAUGGCAUUUGUCAUUGUCGACACCGACGACAACUACUUUGGAAAAGGCAUUGCCAGUUCUCCAGAGUUUUCCUACGUCGCCUUGGGAGGGCCAAGUAAAGUAAACGAAAGGACCCGCCAGUUGUACAUGGAUUACAAUGAUUUCUACAUCAAUGGGCAGCAAGUAUAUGGUUGGGACUUGAGCUACUUUAUGCGUGGAUACGCUCGUAACUGGUAUGCCAUUGAACGAAAUCGUCCACCAUUGGCUUUUACCUUGAUUGGAGUAACUGAGAAAAUUAUGAUUGUUCGUGGAAGCAAGACAGGUGGAAUGGCAAUUUUCCGAAGGAUAGAUGGCGACAUGAGAGAGGCGGCAUAUGGCAGCGCGCCAUGGAAAGAACGUAUUGCUGGAUUUUGGACCAAGAAGCUUGACCGGAAAAAAUCUAACAGCGACGAGGCUUGA
Molecule: messenger RNA, 783 nt
Organism: Cylindrotheca closterium
Lineage: Eukaryota; Bacillariophyta; Bacillariophyceae; Bacillariales; Bacillariaceae
Source: the annotation of a GenBank genome assembly